AUGCUGUCCACCGUGCGCCGCCACAGCCUGCGCCUGCAGACCGAGCUCCACCGGUGGAGCAUCUGCGACCCGGGCAGCCACCUGCUCCCGGACAGCUUCCUGCCCCGGGUCCCCGCCUGCAUCUCCCGCUCCAAGUCCUGCACCAGCUCGGCGGGGGAGUCGAACGGCAGCCGCGGGAGCUGGUCCUCCGCGGACUCGAUCAUCUCCACCGACUCCGCCGGGGAGCCGCCGGAGCCUGGGCGCCCGUACCGGGUGGUGCUGCUGGGGGCCAGCGGGGUCGGGAAGACGGCGUUCGCCAGCAUCUUCGCCGGAGCAGCGGACAGCAUGGACAGCGACGACUGCGAGCUGAGUGGAGAUGAAAUGUGUGAAAAGACGAUCGAAGUGGACGGAGAAUCUGCAGCUGUCACUCUGCUGGACACGUGGGACACAGAGACUGACAAACGGGCUCAGGAGUGUCACGCGCAGACAGGGGAUGCCUACCUGUUGCUGUACUCUAUCACUGACCGGGCCUCGUUCAUUCGAGCCUCCGAGCUCAGGAUCACCCUCCGCCGCUUCCGUCCCGCUCAGCACACCCCGAUCAUCCUGGUGGGCAACAAGUGUGACCUUGUGCGACGCAGAGAGGUGUCAGUCAAUGACGGACGCACCUGUGCUGCCGUGUUCGACUGCAAGUUCAUCGAAACCUCAGCGGCCAUGCAGCACAACGUCUGGGAGGCCUUCCGCGGCAUCGUGCGGCAGCUGCGUCUGCGCCGAGACUCCGAGGAGGCCAACAAGCGUCGGAGGCACAGCGCCUGUAACACGCGCCGCGAGAGCCUCCCCACCAAGGCCAAGCGCCUCCUGGACAAGGUGGUGGCAAAGAACAACCCCAGCAUGGCCUUCAGGCUGAAAUCCAAGUCCUGUCAUGACCUGUCUGUGCUCUAGGUGUUCAACAGACCCUGGUUUUAACUCUACGCUAAAACCAGUCUUGAUGGUAUAGAAUCAGUGGACAUGGCCUGGAGGGAAGCCUGGUGCUUGAGGGCUAACCGUUGGGUGGUUCAGACCCGGUCCCUCACUGGGUUCACAUCCUCAGCACAGAACAAGACGACUGAGAGGCGUUGAACAGAUUUCUACUCUGCCGCUCACACGACUCAGUCUGAACCUGGCUGAGUGGACUGACGCAGAUCAUCAGGCUUGGUAAAGGACCAGACAAUCAGUUAAUGCAGUGACUGACACAAACACUGUGCGGCAGAAAUGUCUGGAGUAUUUACGAGCUGACAGGCGGAGGCGAUGUUUGUUUCAUUCCUGUGUUUUGAACAAAGACAUUCAAAUCAGCCUUUUUCUCUCCUCCUCCUCUUUUCCCUCGUCCCUCCGCUCUCAUCGCUGCCACGUCAGUUGAGUUGUUUGUUGAAAUCCUAAGUGCUAA
Molecule: messenger RNA, 1399 nt
Organism: Pleuronectes platessa (European plaice)
Lineage: Eukaryota; Metazoa; Chordata; Actinopteri; Pleuronectiformes; Pleuronectidae
Gene: gem
Product: GTP binding protein overexpressed in skeletal muscle
Exons: 4
Coding region: 1-918 (305 amino acids)
Biological process (GO): negative regulation of high voltage-gated calcium channel activity
Cellular component (GO): plasma membrane
Molecular function (GO): calcium channel regulator activity; GTPase activity; GTP binding
Source: RefSeq, a predicted model, not a curated record